Toxotes jaculatrix (banded archerfish) is the source of this 971-nucleotide messenger RNA. It is a transcript of the gene commd7, whose product is annotated as COMM domain containing 7. Gene Ontology annotation, molecular function: NF-kappaB binding. The coding region runs from base 90 to 689 and encodes 199 amino acids. The transcript has 9 exons. Lineage: Eukaryota; Metazoa; Chordata; Actinopteri; Toxotidae. Gene Ontology annotation, biological process: tumor necrosis factor-mediated signaling pathway; negative regulation of DNA-templated transcription. The record is from RefSeq and is a predicted model, not a curated record.
AAAAAGGAGUCCAAAACAGAGCAGAGCGGCUUCUGACGGCUUUUCUGGGAAAUUCUGCAGAUUUAAACAAAUAAAGCUGAAAAAUAAAGAUGCAGCUUCACUUCACCAAAGAUGUUUUACCGGACUCAGUCAGCACAGACUUCCAGAACCUGAACAAAUUCAACGAGCAGCAGUUUCAGGGUCUGAUUGAAAUUCUGUUCCAGUUCCUCCUGGAGCCUAAAGAGACGGAGAGGUUCAUGCAGCAGCUCACUGAGUUUGCAGGGGAACAUGGGAUGAGCGCCGGCCCUCUGAGGAACCUGAUGAAGAGCGUCCUCCUGGUGCCGCAGGGAGCCCUGAAGAAAAACCUGACAGCCGAGCAGAUCAAAGAAGACCUCGUGACUUUAGGACUAAACGAGGACAAGACGGCUCAUUUUUCACAGCAGUGGGGGGAGCACUAUGCAGCACUGUCCAGACUCGCUGUUGGACAGACUCUGAUGGUCAACCAGCUGGUGGACAUGGAGUGGAAGUUUGGAGUGACAGUCGGCACCAGUGAGAUUCAGAAAGUGGGCAACAUCUUUCUGCAGUUGAAGCUGGUGGUCAGAAAGGGAAAUUCCACAGAAAACAUCUACAUGGAGUUGACGCUCCCUCAGUUUUACAACUUCCUGCACGAGAUGGAAAGAGCCAAGGCCAGCAUGGAGUGUUUCAGCUGAGGGUGUGUGUGUGUGUGUGUGUGUGUGUGUGUGUGUGUGUGUGUGUGUGUGUGUGUGUGUGUGUGUGUGUGUGUGUGUGUGUAGGGGUGUGUGUGUGUGUGUGUGUGUGUGUGUAGGUGUGUGUGUGUGUGUGUGUGUGUAGGUGUGUGUGUGUGUGUGUAGGUGUGUGUGUGCGCCCCCCCAUGACUGAAGCUAAACACAAAAACAUAUUCUGUAGUUUUCUGACAUUUCUACUCAAAUCUGCCAGUAAAGAUGCAGCAGAAGAAGAAAACACUUGCACAC